Molecule: messenger RNA, 3644 nt
Organism: Branchiostoma belcheri (Belcher's lancelet)
Lineage: Eukaryota; Metazoa; Chordata; Leptocardii; Amphioxiformes; Branchiostomatidae
Exons: 3
Coding region: 129-614 (161 amino acids)
Source: RefSeq, a predicted model, not a curated record
UUGCUGAGGAGGAUUAGGUCAGAGGUUAGCGUCUGCAGCAUGAUGGCGGUCUAGACAAAUCUUCUCUCUCAACAACAACGGAAAAAACCUCCCGUGCGGCCGUUAAAUCAUCGCGUUAUCUCUCCAAAAUGGCAGCGUACCACUGCUGGGACAGUACCACGCCUGUGGAUCAGGUGCAAGGGUGCAAGCGGCAGCACGAGUAUGCCUUCUCCGUCCAAGAAGACGUGGACCUGGAAUCUGUCAACCCCAAGCGGGCUUGCCAGGGUCUCCUCUCUCUCUUUGAUCCCGACGACACAUCCAUGGACACCGACAUCCAACCAGUAGCCUGGGACGAUCGGCCGGCCGACCAACCUCUCAGCCAACCAAACAUAGACUGUAGCAGUAACCCCACGGCUUUGGACGCCAACCAGAAUGGUGCUAUUUCUCCAAAUCAUCAGGAUGUUGCCGUAGAGAUGGAGGAGGGGCCCACACCGAAACAAACACCACCACACCGCUUCUUCGUGUCAGGCGGUUCCUAUAUGUCACCGGUGCUGCAGCCAGGCACUCCGCAGCCGGCCUGCGGACCAUCUAUCGGCGAGAUGACUCAUCCCUGCAAGGUACCGCACUUCUUCUAGACUGCGCCCGCGACCCAAGCCUUCGCCGGCCAGGGCUUCCUCCCGAUCCCGUACCACAGUCCGGCAUGUGUGCGUUCUCUGUCUGGGUCUGCUCGCCACAUCAACCACCUUUACCUUUACCACUGAAGUGUGACCUCCAGCGUGACACUCAAUCUUUGCCACAGGAUGGCCAUUAGCAUGUCCCCAAAUUAGUGUAUCUUUUCUUACCCAGCAUGUUGGCAGAACGUACCGCACCUGUCCAGAACGCACGGUACACAGGACAUGUACAGAACAUGUACAGAACGUAUUGCUUCAGGUCGUGUUCGUUUGUGUAAGGAUGACGUCCCAUCUGUUGUUUUCCAAUGUGUUGGAAAAGACAUGCAAUGGACGAACUUCUGAUCAACAUUGACCAAACAUCCAAAAGAAACUGUGGUCGUAGUAGUACGGUAUGUUCUGCCAAUGUGCUAUCUUACCCCUAGUACCAUGACCCUUGACUGCCUGUAUCAUCAAACUAACAUGACCAUUGCGCCAAUAUUUUCUCUCCCGGCAUAGAUGUCGCCUCUUCCUCACGUCCUGGGCUACCUGAACCGCAGCCCAUCCUACAACUCCCGUUGUCUACGCUGCACUGCUGGGGAGGGCGGACACUUUAACCAUAUAGAUGUGUAUCCUUGGGAGCCGUACUAGUGACGGACACAUGUAUUAUGUAUAGUUGUGUAUCAAGAUUUACCUUUCACAUAUCCCCGCUGUGUUGUACAGUAAGGUUCUGUUGUCAAAAGGAGAGCUGUGUAAGAGAAGUAGAAGGAUUGAGGAAGGUUGCUAGUGUUACAAAAUCUUGCCAAACCAUGUCAGUUGUGGUUCUACAUAUAUCAUUUUGCUGAAAACUGUCAGCAUUUGAUGAAUGUUACAAACCCACCAAAGCAACAAUUUUUCUCAUUGCUCUUAAAAUCAGAGACUUGUUAUAGAUUAAAAAAAAAUUACAAGCCUAACUCCAAUGAGAGCACUUUGAUAUCCUUGCGUAGACACUAGCAGCAUCUUCAUAUUCUUCCACAAUAUAUCUGACCUUGGAAAGUGAAUGAAGUGUUGGAAAUAAACAGCAUUUCCCAAUGGCCUAAAGCUUGUUGCCCAAAGCCUGUAUGUAGUCAUGCCACAGUUUAGUCUAAACCUCUGCAAAACCCUGAACAUGUAAGUGUUGUACGUGAUAGCUUUGCCAGCUGACAGAGAAAGGCUUGGUUGGCUCAAUGCCAAUAUAGUAAGUGGCCAUGGGCCAUUGGGACAAGUGUAGCUUCUGGCACUACCAAACGAUGUUGCAGACAGUUGAAAUGUUGCCAGGAUUGUACUUAAACUAUCGCUCGUGUACGUGUGUCAACCCUUUCUAUAUGGUACAGAACAUCUGUAUUUUUAAGUGAAAAGUGAUAACUCAUAGUCAUACAUUUUCUGCUAAACAGAAAUCUCAGCCCACAUUUUGUAUGUUUUUUACUUUUGGUACUGAAAAGUAUUUUGUUAGAUCCAAGUCUUUUAUAUAGUUACCACACCUGAUAUAUUUAUUGUUACCACCGACAACAGGCCUACCAUGGAUUAGACACUUGUUAGAGUUAACCUAAGGAAAAUUCACCAGAUGAAAAAACAAAAAAACAACUAUCAUCUUCAACUUUCCUAGAGUUUUCCCUAAGUUGACUCUCUUAAGUGUCUUGCAGUCUAACCUUAUCUCAAGGAUUUUGAUACUGCACAGACAACCUCAACCGGAAUGCCUUUAGCCUGCAUUGAGAACACUUUAUAUUAGUGAGAAAACAUCAACACUCACAACCAGGUUCUGCAUUGCCCUGGGAAAUUGUUUGUGAACUACACAAUGUAUGUAAGAACAAUUACAUUUUACAAAGAGAAGCUGAUCACAAUCAAUCAGUAUUUUACACUCAAAUAUUAGAUGCAGAUCAGAGAGGAAUUAUUGUCUUAAUCAUAUCAAUUUUGUGGGGGAUUCCAGUUGUGUAAGAUCAAUUUUCAGGAACUUUUUGACCGUUACAGCACUACAAUCAUUCAUUAAGCAAUGUCAAGUGUUACAGUUUAGUUCAAACGUUUUUAUGUUGUGAUGAAUAUUGAAAAAUUAAGUACACAUUUGAUGCUAUGAAAUGAAAGCUCUAUUUGAUUUACGUACAUUUUAGCCAAUGUAAUUAGAAUGUCCAACCUUCUGGGCAAUGAGACUUUGCAAAUAACACUGAUUUUGGUGCCAUGGUAUUUAAGCAAGCAUAGACCUCUGCACAAGUUGACAGAAGUUGGUCAGUUUAUAGUAUACCUUUUUUUAGGUCAUAUUGAGGUGCACUUGCCAGUUAUGUACUUACAUUGUAGCUACUAGUAUUAUUAAGAAAGCAUGGAAGCAAUACAAGGCAAUAAGAUGGAUAUCCAACUUGGAAAGCUCAGUGUAGUGUGCAGUGUAUCACUGUCAAUCUGCUAUAUGGUCCUCAGUGAACUGUAAGUGUUGUACAGUAAGUGUUAGAGGGCAGUGGCUGUUUUAAGCACUUAAGAGGUUUGUUUUGUGCUAUUUUUUUAAAAGUAUUUAGGGAGGCCCAUGGAAUGGUAGUCUCAGGUGCUAGCCUUUAGUAGAGCAUUUGUUUUAGAUUUACAUGUACUUUUGCGUAGACCCCAGAGUUUGUUGAACAUAUAUUUCUAGGUAGUCUAGUACAGUGUAUAGAAAGUGUGUCUUAAGAGUUUAUCAUAUACAUAUAUUAGUAAAGUCUAUGUAGUUUCUAGUUGGUUGGUGGAGAAACCAUCCAAAGUACUGUUUAAUGGAAAAAACAACAACAUUCCAGUCUGUUUGUUGAAGUUGUCAUUGAGAGACUAUCACUAUAUACUAGUAGUAUCAGUGUUAGUACUAUGUUUUGUAUAGUAUACAGUGUUUUAGAAUGCAGUAGUGCAAUUUUUGAGAAUUUGCAAAUGAUGGAUGUAAACUGUGCGUAACAGCACACUGUAGUUUUCUUAUUCAAGUGAGAGCUGUGUGUUUUGGUGUAAAUGUAUUAUAUAUACCCUCUUGUUGUACCAAAUAAAAUUUGAUAAGUUUCA